Messenger RNA from Nicotiana tabacum (common tobacco), 1286 nucleotides. Its product is annotated as transcription factor MYB63-like. Lineage: Eukaryota; Viridiplantae; Streptophyta; Magnoliopsida; Solanales; Solanaceae. The record is from RefSeq and is a predicted model, not a curated record.
GACUGAGAAGCUAAGGACCGAUCAGAAUACUAGCUCAAUUGUGAAAGAUCGGUACAAGUGUAGUUCGUUUUCAAUUUUGAAACUGGCGUCUAAUAUAUAGAGUAUACGGACAUAUAUAUAAUAUAUAUAGGAGAUCAUAUUGAGGGAGAUGAGAAAAGGGAGAGCAGCAUGCUGCGAUAAAGGUAAGGUGAAGAAGGGGCCAUGGAGUUGUGAGGAGGAUCUUAGGCUCAUUUCUUUCAUUCAGAAGCAUGGUCACCCCAACUGGCGCUCCCUCCCUAAACAAGCUGGGCUACUGAGGUGUGGAAAGAGUUGCCGUUUGAGGUGGAUUAAUUACCUAAGACCUGACGUAAAGCGAGGAAAUUUCACUCCAGAAGAAGAGUACACUAUUGUCAAAUUGCACCACUCUUUGGGAAACAAGUGGUCAAAGAUUGCAUCUCAUUUGCCUGGAAGAACAGAUAACGAGAUUAAAAAUAUAUGGAAUACACGCUUAAAAAAACGAUUCAAGAAUGCAGAAUUAGAUGGUUGUGCUAAUUCAUUUUCCCCUCCUUCUUCAUCAACUUCGGUAGUGUCACAUACUGCCAAUGAGGGAGAAUUCAAGAACGUCAAUGAUGACAAUAUGAUAACAGAGAAAGAAGCAUCAAAAUCUUGCUCUCCUACUUCUUCCUAUGCCUCAAAUCUUUCCAAUUUAAGCCAAGUUGAGAUUUCAGGUCCAAAUGUAGAUAUGGAUUGGAUAUUCCAACUGAAUGAGGAGCCUAAUCUUGAGUACUUUCCAUGUAUCACCGCGGGAAAGGUGCAUGAUAAUGAGGGGAUGAUUGAAAUCCCAUUGGAAGGAUCUGGAAUUGAUUUUUGGGACAUGUUAGAUAUUAUGAGCCCUUCUCCUAAUUCAGAGUCCAAAUUGGACAAUCAUUCUGAGGGGUCUGAUCAGCCAGUUUGCCAAGGCAUAUCGGAAUUUGAAUGCCAAAAUUGGAUGAGAUACUUUGAAAAUGAACUGGGUCUUAAGUAAGACUACUACUGCGUCCAAUUAAUGUUACAUCCCAAGACGAAGAAGCCCGUCCUCCCAUUAAUUACUCCCAUGCAAUUAUUUAACUUUGGUCCUUCACCACCUUCAAAUAUUAAUACUAUUAGCAAUUAUUAGCUAGCUAGAGAAUAAAAGCAACCUAAGAAGCAGACGUUUAGAAUUUAGAAUUUAGGGUUCAAAUGUUAAUAUUACUUGUAUACUACAGAAAGAUAAUUAGUGCAAAGCGUGCGUCUCCACACAAGGAAACAGUUGGAAACCCGCCUCUUUC